This is a messenger RNA of Moesziomyces aphidis, 1059 nucleotides long. Lineage: Eukaryota; Fungi; Basidiomycota; Ustilaginomycetes; Ustilaginales; Ustilaginaceae. The record is from the annotation of a GenBank genome assembly.
AUGGCUCCCACUGCAACCGCUACGGCCAACAUUGUUGUGCCCGAGGCCAAGCCUGUAUUCCAGGCGGCCAACCCCAAGGGUCUGGCUGACAAUGUCAUGAAGCCCACCAAGACCACCUACGGCGACUGGCGCAACGACUUCUUCCGCGAUGGCUAUGUCGUACUUCCUGGCGUGCUCUCGAGUGAGAAGGCCGAGCACUACCGAAGCAAGCUGCUCGACUGGAUCACUGGCUUCAAUCUCGGCCUCGACCUGAACGACGAAUCGACAUGGACGCAGGAGCACCUGCCUCAGAGCUUCAAGUCGAUGUUCCUCAACUACUGCGCUCCUCACGAGCGUUUCAUGUGGGAGGCUCGCUGCGAGCCUACCGUGAUCGAGCCGUUCGCCAAGCUCUACGGUACGGACGAGCUGCUCGUCAGCUUUGACUCGUUCAACAUCGGCCUGCCGCGCCGCAAAGACCUUACCUUCAAGCCAUGGCCGCACUGUGACCAGAGUGCGGACAGGAAGGGUCUGGCUUGCGUGCAGGGUAUCCUGAACCUGUACAACUCGGGACCUCAGGACGGUGGACUGAUCGUGAUGAAGGGAUCGGCGCCGCUGUUUGAAGAGUUCUUCGAGCAGCUGCCCAAGGAGAAGCGCUUCUUCUCGCCGCACGUGCACAGCGACUUUUACGCAUUCAACGAGGAGCAGGUCAAGUGGUUCGAGGAGCGCGGCUGCACGCAGUACAAGGUGGAGGCCAAGCCUGGCGACCUGAUCUUGUGGGACUCGAGGACGAUGCACCACGCCGCCUUCCCGAUGGGCAACGAGAUCCGCACCGUCAUCUACACGUGCUUUGCACCCGCGUCGCAGAUUUCGCCCGAGGACCUUGCCAAGAAGCAGGAGCUCUUCAACCGAUGGGAGGGCACCACGCACUGGCCGCACUGCAACAUGUUCGGCCAGGGCAAGGCCAAGAAAGAUGGCAAGCGCGAGUCGGAAGAGAUCUGCCCUCACGAGCGAGACGAGCCGAUCGAGAAGCCGAUCAUCACCGAGCAGAUUAAGAAGCUUGCCGGUCUGAUUCCGUACUGA